AUGCGCAGCCAACUCCAUAUCCCCUGCCUCCUGCCCCGCUGCGCUCUCUCACUUCGCCCCAUCUUCCCUGAUCCCUACUCUCUCUCUGCCCUUCUGCACCAUUGCUCCUCCCCCGCUCUUCCCCGCUACGGCCAGCAAGCCCAUGCCAUCGCCCUCACCUCCUUCCUCGCCGCUCACCCCCUCGUCGCCGCCCGCCUCAUCGGCAUGUACUCCGCUUGCUGCAUGCCCAAAGCCGCCUCCCUCGUCUUCAAUACCGCCCCGAACUCAGCCCUCUCCAAUCGCGUCCUCUGGACCACACUCAUCGCCGGCCUUGUCCGCAACGGCGAUCACCGCGCCGCUAUGGAGAAGUUCCGCACCAUGCAGGUCAUGGGCGUCCCGCCCAACAACUUCACCCUCCCCACGGUGCUCUCAGCCUGCGCCUCAGAGAGAGCCCUCCGCUUCGGCUGUCAGGUCCACGGCUGUGCGCUUCGAACUGGUUUCGGUGCCAGCCCCUUCGUACAGAGCUCGCUUGUCGGCCUCUACUCCAACUGCUCCGAUCUCGCCAGCGCCGACCGGGUUCUCCAGACGUCGGACUCUGACGACCCGGUCCCGUGGAAUACCCUUAUCGUGAACUGUACGCGAUCGGCGCGGCACGAACACGCCCUCUCCCUCUUUGUGCAAAUGCACCUUCGAGGCCUCGCGCUGGACGAGUUCACGUUCCCCUCCGCUCUCAACUCCGCCGCCUUCUCGGGUGACUCAGGAAUCGGAAGAUGCAUCCAUUGUAUGGUUCUCCGGAGCGGCUUCGACUCUCACAGGCACGUUGCCAACGCCUUGGUGGACAUGUACGUUAAGAUGAGAGAUUUCACUCACGCCCGCGGGGUGUUCGACCAAAUGCCGGAGAGGGAUGUUGUGACAUGGACCUCCCUCCUCGUUGGACAUGCGCGUCAGGGUUCCCACGAGGUCGCCCUUCAACUCUACUCCGACAUGCUUGCCCGUGGAGUUGAACCGGACGAGUUUGCCGUGGCAGGGGUGCUGAGUUCCUGUGCCAGUUCGACCGCGCUAGAGCUCGGCCGUCAGGUGCACGCUGCCAUCGUCCACCGCGGCCUCGAUGCUUUUGUCUCGGUUUCCAACGCGCUGAUCACCUUGUACGCCCGUAGUGGGUCCAUCGACGAAGCCCGCGCUGUGUUCGAGAAGUCGCUCUGCCGCCGAGACGCGGUCACGUGGACGGCUCUCAUCAUGGGCUACGCCCAAAACGGGCGGGGUGGGGAUUCCCUCCGCCUCUACGACGCAAUGCUCGGGGCAGGAGCUCGUCCGGACUAUGUGACCUUCAUCGGCCUGAUCUUUGCGUGCAGCCACGCUGGUCUCGUCGAAUCAGGGCGAGUCCACUUCGAGUCGAUGGAGAAAGUCUACGGCAUAACCCCCGGACCGGAGCACUACUCGUGCAUGGUGGAUCUGCUGGGCCGGUCUGGUCGUGUGGAGGAGGCGGUCGAGCUGCUGGGUCGGAUGGACGGCGAGCCAGACGCGACCGUGUGGAAGUCGCUGUUGGCUGCUUGCCGGGUGCAUCGGAACAUACCGCUGGCUGAGCGCGCGGCGGAACGCCUUUUUAAGCUGGCGCCGGAGGACGCAGUGCCGUACGUGAUGCUGGCAAAUGUAUACACUGCGGCAGGACGGUGGUUGGACGUAGCACGUGUGAGGUCGCUGAUGAGGGCGCGCGGGGUGAGCAAGGAGCCCGGGUGGAGCUGGAUGGAGGAGGGCGGAGCGGUGCACGCAUUCAAGGCAGGGGACAGGGACCACGCACAGGCGAAGGAGAUCUUUGCCAAGGUGAGGGAGAUGAUGCAGAGGAUCAAGGAGGAGGGUUACGCGGCCGACACAGGGUUUGCUUUGCACGACGAGGAGGAGGAGGGGAAGGCAGAGGAACUGGCGGUGCACAGCGAGAGGCUGGCCGUGGCCUUUGGACUCAUCAACUCCGCUUCCCAUGGUAAGCCUAUAAGGGUGUACAAGAAUCUGCGUGUUUGCGGUGACUGCCACACCGCGCUCAAACUAAUCGCUAAGGUGUAUGACAAGGUAAUCAUUCUGAGAGAUGCCAAUUGCUUCCAUCACAUGAGGGAUGGGAUCUGUUCUUGUGGUGAUCAUUGGUGAUUCCUCUCUCCCUGAGCUUGGGAAUGAGCUUUCUUGACUCUAAUCUCUAGUGAAAGAUGAUCGAUGCUAGUGAAGCUAAAAUGAUGCUAUGUCAAUAUGCUGAAAUCAUCCAAGCCGCAUGCUUCCUCAAGUCCCAGGAAUGACACUCUGGGGCUAUGUUCUUAUCAUUCAUUUAUUCGUAGCUUAAUUUAGUCUACGAGACAUGGUUGAAUUGGUUAGUGCAGGAUAGAAGCUCUAUUCUUUAUCAUUCAUUCAUUUAUAGCUUAAUUUAGUGCCUGAGUCAGGCUUGAAUUGGUUAUUGCCGGAUUAAAUUUAUUAUAAUAGAAAGGGGUUGAUUCUCUCCAAAGAUGAAUGAAUAAUCCUAUUUUUUGAGGUCAAUUAUAGUUUUUCGAUUUAUUUCCUUACAUAUAAUUGUGGGGUCGAUCGUGUAGAAUCGUUGGGACGAUAGAUUUCACUUUUUAUUACAAUUUAUAGCUUAAUCUGCCAAGUGUACUUAUCAUAUUCGGAAUCUGAGUCAGAUGAAGGUCAGAUGAGUUGUCGCUGGUGUUGACGGAGAGGCGAUUGGGACACAAUUCUCGUAUGUGCCCACAAAAAUAGGCUCCCAUGUGGUGCUGAUGAGCGACGAUGACUGAGCUGGCGGUACUUGAGCUCUGUGUACAUUCAUACAAGCACACGGGAAAAAGUCCCCAGAGCAGGUCCUCCGACGCUCAAGUCAGGUACUUUUUCUCCAGAAGAACAGUGUACGAUGGAGAAAGAAAAGUAGAAGGCAAGUGCGAAUGUGCGAUUGAGUGUACCUGCGCAAGGGAGAGGACCUCCCUUUUUAUAUGAUAGUGCGUACCUCUGGAGCCUGACUGAUGUCAGAGAAUGUCGGGUGUCAGGACCUGUCUGGUGAUAGAGGACGCGUGACAUCCUUUUGUGUGCUGGAAGAAUGUUCUAUUCGCAGAUGACCGCAGACUGUUGGAAUAUUCCCUGACAUUCAGCAGUUAUUCUCUGACAAACGGUUACGAUUCUCUGACCCUGUAAUCGUGUAGCACCCUUUGUCCCGACCGAGUAUGACCAGGGCAGCUUGGGAUGAUCUGUCGGGUAUAACACCUAGCCUAAUACGUAGAUCGUGUCCGGAAAAUCCCACAUUGAGACGCUCGUCCCGAA
Molecule: messenger RNA, 3267 nt
Organism: Zingiber officinale
Lineage: Eukaryota; Viridiplantae; Streptophyta; Magnoliopsida; Zingiberales; Zingiberaceae
Product: putative pentatricopeptide repeat-containing protein At5g52630
Exons: 1
Coding region: 1-2118 (705 amino acids)
Biological process (GO): RNA modification
Molecular function (GO): RNA binding; zinc ion binding; protein binding
Source: RefSeq, a predicted model, not a curated record